Messenger RNA from Penicillium coprophilum, 328 nucleotides. RefSeq lists its product as uncharacterized. The coding region runs from base 1 to 306 and encodes 101 amino acids. The transcript has 3 exons. The record is from RefSeq and is a predicted model, not a curated record. NCBI's taxonomy places the organism in Eukaryota, Fungi, Ascomycota, Eurotiomycetes, Eurotiales, Aspergillaceae.
AUGAUAGAUGGAAGAAAUAGAAUUAUCCGCCGCGCUAUUAUCGAUCGGGAUGAAGUAGCAGUUAUGGAUUCUAGAGCCAUCUAUAUCCAAGUCAAACACCUACACUUAAGCUUCUUUUUCAAGGUUCUUUACCUACCACAUCUAUACUCACCAUGUCUCCUUGCACCUGCAACUGCUGCUCCGGCGAGUGCAACUCCUGCUCUUGUGCCAGCUGCAAGCACUAAGCCGGCUCACACGCCAUCACCACCGCCAUCUUCCUCCAAUACGACUCAUACCAGGCCCGGGCUCCCACUGUUGUCAAACUAGCUGGGGUGCGGGUGUCCUCAUU